This is a messenger RNA of Symbiodinium pilosum, 445 nucleotides long. The record is from the annotation of a GenBank genome assembly. NCBI's taxonomy places the organism in Eukaryota, Dinophyceae, Suessiales, Symbiodiniaceae.
CGUGUGGAAGUAUGAUGACAAGCACGACUUCUUCAAGCAGCAGCCGGACGACAAGUCGUACGAAUGUGCCCAGAAGUGCAAGGUCAUUGGCUAUGCUCGCGUUGCCCAGGACCUGAGCCAGUUUAAGAUGUGCAUCAAGAGCGGCUAUCCGUUUGUGUUCGGCUUUGCGGUCCUGUCGAGCUUCCAGACCAUGGAGGUUGCCAGGACCGGCAAGAUGGUGAUGCCCCAGCCUACCGACCAGCAGCUGGGUGGGCAUGCGGUUUGCGCCGUGGGCUACGACGACUUCAUGCAGUGCUUCAUCGUCCGCAAUUCUUGGGGCGAGGGGUGGGGCGACAAGGGUUACUUCUACAUGCCCUACGAGUACAUUUGCCACCCCUCCCUCGCGCACGACUUCUGGGCCAUCAACUGGGUCGAGGGCUUCAAGAAUGCCACAACCAAGAAGUGA